AAGCUUUCUGGCCUAGUAUAAACACAACUAGCAGUCCCGUUGCGUUAGCUGCCACCUCGGCCGAGCCACAGGCAACUCAACGAAGCACCCCCUCAUCCCCUCGUCGACCUAAACCAACAAAAUGGAGCGCGAGCAGGCCAGCUCUCCCCAGCUGUGCGAGAAGGGCUGCGGCUUCUUCGCAAACGUGGGCUGCGGCGGUAUGUGCAGCAAGUGUCACCGCGAGGAAGCUCGGCAGCAUGCCAACGCCCAGGCUACUUCCUCGCAACCUAAGCCCGUCGAGGUGGCCGCUUCCAGGCCGGUGCACGAAUCAUUUCCCCAGCCAGCUGCCCCUAGCGAAGCCGUCGCGUCGCCUGUUGCCGAGGCGAGCACUAGCUCUGGGGACGCAUCGCCUUCAGCGACCAAGUCGGCAAACCCGUCGCGCUGCCUGUGCUGCAAGAAGAAGGUCGGGCUGACUGGCUUCAAGUGCAAGUGCGGGGACGUCUUCUGCGGGACGCACCGCUAUGCGGAGAGCCACAACUGCCCCUUCGACUACAAGACCGUGCACAAGGAGAAGCUGGCGAGCAACAACCCAGUGGUGCAGGCCAGCAAGGUGCAGAAGAUCUGAGCACGGGGUGGCGUUCUUGCCAGUAACGAUGUCAGGGGGAACCAGGCUGUGCACGGGUGCACACGGUGGGGCCGGGGAAGGUCUUGUCAGGAAGGGGUGCUGGGGCGGCAGGCAGGGGCAGCCGGGGCAACAUGCACACGCAUGCUUAACUAGUAUCAACUCUUGAUCAGACAUACAGACGCUUGCUGACGAUCAUGUUUGGCUGCACUGGUAGAUGGCGUAGUACUUCGCGGAUGCUUGUGUCUCACGCACUGACGAUGGCGUGUGAGACAGUGAGAGGACGACCGAUAUGAGCCCAUUCAUUGGUCGCUGUAUAAUUAGGAGACAUCAGUCUAGCCUCUGUACUUUCAACAUUUUGUACGGGCGUGGUGGCACGCGGGACGAGGUGGUGCAGGUAUGGUGCUAGGCACCGCUCGGGCGUGUUGUGCGGGCAUGUUGGUGGCUUCACGGCCACGCAAGGAAGCAAGGCGCAGGGACGGCUUACAGCAUGUGCAUGAUGCAGAUUAUAUGCAACAUGUGCGAAGAUGUAACGAGGCCUCGAUUUACUACGUUGCGUCAGCGUGGGAAUUGAAGGGAGCUGGCAGGUGGCGUCGCAGUGGCGGUUGUCUGCAUCUCACCGUUGAUUGCCCUGUGGGAGAGGCCAUACCGGUAGCUGGAAGUCUUCUGCAGUUCUGCUUGCAUGUUCGGCGUUACGGUAUACAGGCGUAUCCUUCCUGUUAAAUGCUGUCACCAGGCUGAGCGCUCAGUGUGUGUGGCGCAACCACCACAGCUUGCAGUAUCUUCAGCUGUUCAGUUUUGGGGGGGUAGGAGUAGCUCGGUAGGUGCGACGCGCGGCCAGGGCCCACAGGAUCCAUGGCAGCUUGCAAUCGGGAAUGGAGCAGUGCUGGCACUAACAUGGGCAAGGACGCAGGGUUACGGCAAUCGGAGUGCGGGGAAACGCAGGGGACUAAAGGGUGUGUGGGUAUGCUCCUUCAGGGCUGCACAGCUGGUACCGUAUUAGGCACAGGGCCGCCCUGCAACCGCACUGCCCCUAAGAUACUGGCGAUGAUGGAUCGCCAGCUCCCGGGGCCCAGAGCUUACCGUGUCUGUACCCAAGUGCAUG
Chlamydomonas reinhardtii is the source of this 1706-nucleotide messenger RNA. RefSeq lists its product as uncharacterized. NCBI's taxonomy places the organism in Eukaryota, Viridiplantae, Chlorophyta, Chlorophyceae, Chlamydomonadales, Chlamydomonadaceae. The transcript has 2 exons. Gene Ontology annotation, molecular function: DNA binding; zinc ion binding. The record is from RefSeq and is a predicted model, not a curated record. Bases 122 to 604 code for a protein of 160 amino acids.